AAGGAAGAAAAGUCAAAAGAAUAAGAGUGGCGAGUUUUCCAGCAGCAGGACGGGCGCGAUUUGGGCAAACUAAUUUGUGCAAAAUCACCACCGAAAAGCAAAGAAUUUAUCAAUGAAAUCCGCUCCGUCGCGGCUGUAAUCGGUGAAGUGUGUUGAUUUGAUUGAAUAGUUUCCGUAAAAACGCGACCAACUGUUCCUGGAACUGCCUCAGCGGAAAAGUGUUCUGGUGAAAAGUGAAGUGAGACUCCCAUCUUUUUUUUCUCCCUGCUGAUUGGUUUUGAUGCAAUUUCAUUAAUCCGUGACCGCCAAGUGCCGAAAAGGAAGUAUAAAGAGAAACAUCUGUUUAUUUAGUGAAGUCUCUAACAUAAAUAUAGAGAGGUUAAAUGUACGCAACGUACUCGGGAGCACAAGAGUAAGGCGUGUAGCCAAAGGCUGAUAAAUAAAUAAGAUCACCUAAUAUAAACAAGUGAAACCGUGCGGCGAGCAGCAUCAGAAACAGAUACAUCCAUUGCAUUGUGCAAAGAGAUAAGGACAGUGGAAAAGAAGAAAACUAUCUCGUACCUCUCCAAGGAGCUGUAAUUUUCUUCAGCUUUAAGUAAACCCACAGAGCAUAAUAUCCUUGGUAAAACGUUGCGUGACGUUAAAUAAAAAGGUGCUAGUCUUUUCAAUACGAGACGGGAGUAAGUGAAAAAGAAAACCAAAACACCAUGGGAUGUGCAUCGUCAGCUGAAGAACGUGAGGCAAUUGCCCGCUCGAAACAAAUUGAACGAAAUCUGAAGGAGGAUGGAAUCCAGGCAGCUAAGGAUAUCAAGCUGCUGCUGCUGGGGGCCGGUGAAUCUGGAAAAAGCACAAUCGUAAAACAGAUGAAAAUCAUUCACGAAAGUGGCUUCACGUCGGAGGACUUCAAACAGUAUCGGCCAGUAGUGUAUAGCAACACAAUCCAGUCUUUAGUGGCAAUAUUACGGGCGAUGCCCAAUCUCAGUAUCGCAUUCGGAAAUAAUGAACGAGAGUGUGACGCGAAAAUGGUGUUCGAUGUGGUGCAACGGAUGCACGAUACAGAACCGUUCUCGGAAGAUUUACUAUUAGCGAUGAAAAGACUGUGGUCGGAUUCCGGAGUACAGGAAUGUUUUUGCCGAAGCAACGAGUACCAGCUUAAUGAUUCUGCUAAAUAUUUCCUGGACGACCUGGAUCGAUUGGGAGCGAAAGAUUAUCAGCCUACUGAACAGGAUAUUCUGAGGACACGAGUCAAAACCACCGGUAUCGUGGAAGUGCAUUUUUCCUUCAAAAAUCUAAACUUCAAACUAUUCGACGUCGGUGGACAGCGAUCGGAAAGAAAGAAAUGGAUCCACUGCUUCGAAGACGUCACCGCCAUCAUUUUCUGCGUUGCCAUGUCAGAAUAUGAUCAGGUGUUACAUGAAGAUGAAACAACGAACCGUAUGCAGGAAUCGCUGAAGCUUUUCGACUCGAUCUGCAACAACAAGUGGUUCACGGAUACCUCAAUUAUUCUGUUCUUGAAUAAGAAGGAUCUCUUCGAAGAGAAAAUUCGGAAAAGUCCACUAACAAUCUGCUUCCCCGAGUACACUGGUGGCCAGGAAUACGGCGAAGCGGCGGCGUACAUCCAAGCGCAGUUCGAGGCUAAGAAUAAGUCCACAUCAAAGGAGAUCUACUGUCACAUGACCUGUGCAACGGAUACCAACAAUAUCCAGUUUGUGUUCGACGCCGUAACCGAUGUUAUCAUAGCCAAUAAUCUGAGAGGAUGUGGUCUGUACUAAGAAGUCCAACACUGGGGCUGUGGUUUGAGCAAACCUCCUGUUUUUGUUUUUCGUUUUUUUGUACUAUUAUGCAUUAAUUGGGAAAUGGUCAGAUGUGGACGACGGUAUUUAUUACAAAUUUGACUAUAAAUAUUACAAAGUAUAUAGAAAUGCAAGAAUCAAGAGGAAAAGUUUAUAUUAGGAUGGAGUUAGGCAAGUCAGAUAGGGAACAGUAAAUUGUUUGAGUGGUCUCAUUAGGACAAAGAUGAGCUUGAGUGUCUUUUGCUUGGGACACAGAUUUGAUUGCAGAUGAGAUUACUAGAGAGAAAGUGUAAACAAACGUUGGAAGGUGGAGUUAAAAGUAUGAAUAUCAGUGUUCAUGAAAAAGUACAUAUUUUAGUAUCCUUUCGAUUAAUUGUAAUCAGACACAACACAUUCACGCUUGCAUGCCCCUGGACGAUUCACGACGAUGCGAAAGUAUUUUUACUGCAAAACGUGACGUGGGAUGACUAAUCCAUACCCCAGAUCAUCAGGAGCAGCAAGUGCUGAAGAAAAGCAACAUUAACGCAACUAUUAACACAAGAUUCACUUGAGCGCUCAUAUAAUUAAAGUUAUACAACAUAAUAAGUAUAGACGCAGAAGCAAAUCGUACUCAUACAAGAACCAAUUUUCUCGUACAAGUAUCCGCAUAAAUUAGAUCUAUUUGUAUUUUUUAUACAUCUUUGUCCUGGAUAAAUGGUUUAUUUAUUUUGUAUAUUUUACCCAACACAUGACGAGUAACAGAUCUACUUUUCUAUUUAUAUUUAUUUAUGUAACCGAAAUGGCUACACUUGAUUUUAGCACAAAACAAAACUAUAACGCUUUCGACGGUAGUCCUUAAACAGCAAGUCAGGCGAACGGGAUUUGAUCAAAGCAACCCAGAUGCGAGGCACAAACGCAAUCCAAUCGCUCUAGAAGCAGUAUGCCAUGCCAUAAUAUUUCGUUUUUGCAGGCGUUGUAAUAAGGGUCUGUAGUUUGUAAAUAGCUUUAUAAUUUAAAGAUUAUAAUCAUUAAACAUACCCAAAGAUAGAAUGCGAUAGUAGUAAAAACAAACACUUCAAUCACGCACAUUUAUUUAUUGCAAGCAUGACAUGGUCAUUUCGCUUUUCCUUUCAUACUUUAUAGAGAAUACUUUCACAGUUAUAGAUCACUAUCGGAAUAACAGCUUGGACAAAAUCGCAAAUGGCUAUAGUUUGAACAAUUUAGCAAACACAUACAUUCCUGUCUUAGGUUUUCACUUAUUUCAUGCAUUGUGCACCACAAUCGUCCAAUCGAAAGUCAGCAGUGAAAAAAUCUAGAUCAACAUUUGAAAUAGGCGGAACAACCCAUCGUAAACAAUGGCUUUAAACGUAACUUUAUCAAGAACCAAAACACACCAAAGUCAGAUUGACAACAUUUGAUAGAGCCAUCUUGCUUUACCGAAUUGCAUUGUUAGUUUGCGUGAGUUUGUUUGAUUCUCGAGAAAUAUUAUAAGUUUAUUUUCCGCCUAUUUCAAUUGUUGGUCUAGAAAUAGCAGCAAUAGAACAUUUUCCCCGUGGCAAAUACCAACAACAUCGAGUACAAAAAACAAAGAACAACAAAAUCAAACAAGAGACAAGUAUUAUUCUUCGUACAUUCCUUGGUGUACAGAAAACAUUUGCCCCACGGCCGGAAAUUUGAUAACAAUCCAUCAAGCUAUGCAUGCCUGAUUCUUUCAGUAUUAUUUAUCCUUGCGCCAAUACCAUGCUCGGUAGGCCAAGAUGGAAAUGAGAUGCUUUUCCAGCAUUUCAAGUUGCACACUAGAACGCACGUAACAGUUUCUAAAACUUCUGACAAACGAUAUGCUUGAAGGACAUUUGUUGGUUAACUAGUAUCAUUCUCCAUUGCAAUCAACGUGUUUGCGAAUAAUCAUACGCACAGGAAAAUAGUUAAAUUAUGAGCCACUGAGGUUGAAAUUCAGUUAAACAAAAAAAAAACCUUUGACUCUGAUAUGGGACAACUUUGCAUAAUGUUAUACCUACGUUACUUAACGCACAACACGCCAAAUCAUGCCGCUUUUUCGUAGGAUUCAUGAAGCCGAAUACAGUUUAGAAAAAUGAGAUCAAUGCCAGCACACAUUUUAUGCAUAACUAAAAGAGGAAGAACCAUGACAUCAUUUGUGCCAAUUUUGUAGGGAAAAUGUAUGUUUGUACUAGAUUUUGUACGUUACUACACACAUGUCCUACUUGUCGUUCUCAUAGAAAUAAUCUAGUGACAACUAGAAAUGAAAUUCCUUUACAAAAACCAACAAAUCCGUUUUAUGAAAUUCAUCUCUUGUAGCUCUCGUGAUAGCUCCGUUUCGAUCUAGUUACACUCUGUCGAACGUCGAGUACAUACCCAAGUGAAACAAACACCGAUGAAACGACCAAAACAAUAUUUAAGAAAAAUGAAUAAUAACUUCGUACAAAUGAAACAUGUGUUAGAAAUCAACCAUAAGAUGUAAUCUCUAUUUUUUCUAAACUGUUGCAUUGCGUUGUUAGAAUUGUACGUAAAUUAUCAGCUUUAAUUAUCGGUUUCAACUGAUUUUGACAAUCGUUCCACUUGUUGGUUUAAUUGUAGUACAACACAGAUGCGAUUUUUUUUGUAUCAGUUCGUGAAUAAAAGCCAUAUGAACACAGCAGCCGAGAAACUCGAGACACAUCGCGCGACAGGCAAAUCACUGAUCUUUUUCAACAUUCUAAAACUCGCUCUAACUUUGCGAAAUCGAAAAAAAAAAUCUAACCAAAAUUGAAAUCUAGUCAUCGCAGCUGAAUCUAUUACCAAAUCUUCACUUGCGGCAAAUAAAAAAUGGCGCAACCAAAACAAUUAGAUUUAGUUCGAUUCAAACAGACGCCGAUUCGUUUUAAUAAUAUAUUUAAAAACCAAAGCCAUUAUAAAUACACGAUCAAAUCAAUAAUCUUUGUUGAUUGAUGCUUUCGUGAUUAAUUUAUCAUUUAUGACAUUGUACUUUCGUCAGAAACAACACUGUUCACUAAAACUUUGAUCUACUAUCAAUACAACAUAAGAUGGUAAUCUUGCGCAUUUAGCUAAAUAAUACAAAAUCCAUUCAAUGCAUAAUUUCCAAAUAAUGCUGCUAUUAUAAAACCAAUUGAAAAAUAAAAUAAAAGUUAGUAUAUAUUUGACGAAAUAUAUCCGCUUACAAAACAUUAUUAGUAUAUUUUUUGAAAACAAACCUAAGUAGUAGAAAGAACGAGAAAGUAAAGCAUAGUUUUAGUAGCUUAAAAAAGCAAGUCAUAACAAACAAAAUACAAAAAAAAAACUAUCGAAAGAUUGAAAGGAAAAAUUCUAGAAUAGUACUGUAAAAUACAGAGAAUAAACUUCAAACCUCCAACAACAACAAAAAAAAAACUUAUAUCAAACAACAUCAUCUCCAAAUCAAAGAGAUAAACAAUAUGAAAAUUCAAAUGAGACGAAUGAUUAAUAAAGUAAAAGUACCCAAAUUACUAAAAAAAAAACAAGCGUUAGAAAUUAGGCUCUAAAAUACCGAGCCUGUUGGAUCAAUUUUUCCAAACGGCACAUUAUUUAUUUCUUAUCUGAUGGUAACAAAGGGGGAAAAAUCGUGAAACCAAGUUGUCGAUGCACUAUUUAAAAAAAAAUGAGAAUGAUAAGAAUACGUUUAGUGAACAAAGCAAAAUUUAACUAUGUAGUCAUAAAUCGAAACAAAAAAUGAAACAAAACAAAACGUAGAUAUAAAAUCAAACAAAUACAUGAAAAACAAUACACACAAACGUGGUUAAAAUCAGCAAGAGAAAAGCAACAAAACUAGACAUUCAUCAUCAUUGCAUUAUUAUUCAAAUAAAACCGCAAAAGUGAAUCAUACACAGUUUUUUUCCUUUUUGAAAAAAGCAACAAAUUGUUAAUGAAGAAAAAGAACAACACGCAAAACAAAACAAAAAGUAAAACGAUCAUAAGCUAUACAACCUUAAAAAGUAAAAGUAAUAUAAUAUUAAUUGAUAAGGGAAAUAGUUCAGAAAAAAAAGAAAUCAAGUAAAAUGAAAGUCAGUAAAAUAGCGAAACAAAAACAACUACUUGAAGCAUCACUCUGUACGAAAAAAAAGAAAGAAAAAAGAAAUACAAUAGAGUUGCAAAAAAACAACACUUUAAUGAGAACAGACAAAAAGGUAAAAUAUAUAUUUAACUUAAUGUGUAUGUAAUUUUAUGUGUGAUGUAAAAAAUCGGAACAAAUAAAUGCGUUUUAGCCACUAAAGUCAUAAAACUAUCUAGAAA
This is a messenger RNA of Ochlerotatus camptorhynchus, 6035 nucleotides long. RefSeq names its product G protein alpha o subunit (gene Galphao). Gene Ontology annotation, molecular function: G protein-coupled receptor binding; GTP binding; GTPase activity. Gene Ontology annotation, cellular component: heterotrimeric G-protein complex. The record is from RefSeq and is a predicted model, not a curated record. The coding region runs from base 708 to 1772 and encodes 354 amino acids. Gene Ontology annotation, biological process: adenylate cyclase-modulating G protein-coupled receptor signaling pathway. Lineage: Eukaryota; Metazoa; Arthropoda; Insecta; Diptera; Culicidae. The transcript has 9 exons.